This is a messenger RNA of Closterium sp. Yama58-4, 1653 nucleotides long. The record is from the annotation of a GenBank genome assembly. Lineage: Eukaryota; Viridiplantae; Streptophyta; Zygnematophyceae; Desmidiales; Closteriaceae.
AUGGCAUCGCGAGUCAUUCUCUCACAAGCGCGCGCAGCGGGGGCGAAGCACGCGCCGCUCUCCGACAACCUCAUUGCGCAUCUCCUCAGGCCGCUGAAAAACCCGCCCGCCGCACCAUCCCCCGCAGCCUCCAACGUCGCAUCUGCCGCCUCAAAAUUCGCAUCCGCCGCUGAUCCCUCCAGUGUUUCCUCCCCGCAAGCACCGACCCCGCAUCCCCCCGCGCUCCCCGCAACUGACCUCGAUCGCCCGUACCGCAGCCAGUUCAGUCGCAGGCCCGCAACAUCCGCUAUCUCGCCGGCCGUCGUUCCUCUGCUCCUGAACCUCCAACCCGCUCCGCAGCCCACCUUCGUCGGCUCAAUUCUCGACACAUGCGCUGCGCUUCCCGCGGAAGACGCUGUUCCCGUCGUCUCGUGGUCCAAUGUCCUGCCUGCGAGCGACGGAGCCGUUGGCCCGGGAGAACAGCCCCCGGCGGAAGCUACCGAUUCCGCCUCGCUUGUCCUUCCUCUCCCCGUGCUGUCAGCCGCCGCUGCUAGCCCGUCUGCUGGCCCCUCCCGUCGCCGCCCCGUCUCCGCCGUCGAUUCUCCCGCUGCCAAGGCGGGGGGCGCGAGCGCGGCAGCACCGAGGGGCGUUCAGGCGAUCGUGGACGACAUUCUCAGCGGCCGCUUCAAGGAUGCGCACCGCGAAUUGUCGCGCACUACCGCUGCUUCCGCUACCGCGCCCCGUCCCGCCGAUGAACCCGCCGCUGCCCCACCCGCCGCAACUGUCGCCGCUGUUACGGCGGCCCUUCGCGCACCCCCCUCUCCGAAACCGAACCCCACCCCCUCUCCCACCGCGAAGGCCGCUUCCGUAGCGGCUGAAGCCACGGACUUCCCCCCACUGCCCAGCGGCAUCGUCCUUCCCGACGUUUUCCCCCUCAUGGCCUCCCCAAUCGCCUCUCCGAAAGCCGCGCCAUACCUCUCCGCUUUGACUGAUUGCGCGCACCCUUCGUCCGCCACCUCCUCCGCGCCCGCUGUCGCCGGUUUCACCAGCGCGUCAAAACCAGUGGCGUUCACCAUCGGUUCCCCCUUGGACGAGUUUUUCUCCCCCGAUUCCUCCCCGCCCGCCACGCUCUCCGCUCUCUCUUCCGCCCUUGAUCAGGGCGAUUCCUCCCCGGUGCUGGCUGCCACGUCAGCUUCUGCUGCCGCGGCUGCUGCGGCCGUGUACCACCACCCGCACUUCCUGGAGUCGCAGGACGGCAGCAAGGGUCCAGCGGUGCGGCGCAACGGCAGCAAGGGCGGCAAGCAGGCCAAGGGCGGUGAGGCCAAGCCUGCCGCUCGUUCUGGUGAUCGCAACGGCGGCAAGCGCAGCAAGGCAGGAGGUUCGGCCGAGGCUGAUGAUUGGGUGAAGGCGAAGCUGGAGCAGCCGCAAGCCUCCGUGGGCCAUGGCCGUGGAUUGGACGCCAAGAGGGCUGGUGGGAAAACUGCCACUACAGUUGCUAUUGGUGCUCCAGGGGGGGUGGUUCGUACACUUGAGCUUUAUCUGCCUUAUUCAACCGCAGCCAUUAACCCGACCACUAAUGGUCCUGUGAUUGGUGCUGCGGCACCUGCUGGGCCUCGUGUGCCUGAUGGCACCCGUGGGUUCACUUUUGGACGUGGGAAGAGUCUUGCGUGUUAA